AUGUUCGGGAGUGCCAAUUCAGGUUUUGGAAACACCACUGGUGGUGGCCUUUUUGGCAAUAAGCCGGCUAGUACUGGCUUUGGAACCGGAAACGCAUCUGGAAAUACAAAUACUAGCCCUUUUGGUGCCUCAAAUACAUCUAGUGCUCCGAUGUUCGGCAGCUCAUCGAAUAACAAUACAACCAAUAAUUCUACUGGAGGUCUUUUCGGGGCGAAAAAUACCAGUGCUCCUUCUGGAGGGCUCUUUGGAGGACUGAACACUGCCAACACUGGCGGAAAUCAACCUCAAAAUAAUACCCAAGGUGGUCUCUUUUCUCAGGGAAACACCACCAACCAAUUUGGAUCGGCACCUAAAUCCACAUUUGGGGCCCCUGCUAGCUCUGGUGGUCUCUUUGGGAACAACAAUAACACCAAUCAAGCUUCAGGGGGCGGGCUUUUUGGAAACUCAUCGACAACCCAAAACUCCGGUGCUACUUCUGGUGGUCUUUUUGGCAGCUCCAACACCCAGAACCAAACAGGUGCUACAGGAGGUGGCCUUUUUGGAUCCAACAACAAUACAGCCAACAACAGUUCUGGCCAAAGCUCACUUUUUGGCUCGAAACCCACGACUUCUACAGGCGGCUUGUUUGGAGGCAAUUCUGGCACCACCAACAAUACAUCUUCUGGUGGCCUCUUUGGUGGGAACAGCAACACAAAUACGAGUACCGGAGGUGGUUUAUUCGGAAACUCUAAUACAUCGUCAGCUCCCAAAACCGGUUUAUUCGGUGGAAAUAAUCAAAGUUCCGGAGGCCUUUUCGGUGGAUCCAACCAGAACUCAGGAGGUUUGUUUGGAAAUAACAACAAUACUAAUCAAGGCUCAAAUAGUCUCUUUGGCGGCGCCUCCAACAACACACUCAACAACACCAGCAAUUCUCAGCAACCGCAACUCACAGCCAUGACUCGAGUAAGCGAGCUUUCACCACAAAUGAAGAAAGAGCUAGAAGACUUUGACCAGUAUAUCAACACCCAGCAUUUGAUUGCCAGCACAUUACAGGCAGAUAUGGAAAAGCAUGAUCAUCUUAUAACGUCUAUACCGAAGGACACUAAUUAUUUGCAUAACAAACUUACUGCGGUUAACCAAGGGUUAAGGUUUGAUUUCAGUCAGCUCCAGAAUCUCAAAGACAUAAAUAACGAGCUUUCAGAGGACCUCAGCAAGAUCAUGCAGCUCAUUAUCCAGUUGUCUACUCCUGGUACCAAGUUGUCGUCAUCUAUUCAAUUGAAUGAGUUCUUCGUCAGAAAGAUUAAAAAGUAUCAUGAAGUAAUUGCCAGUUACCGAGAAAUACUUCAGGAGGUGGAAGAUGUUAUUGGAGGCUUGGAGAGACUGUGUGCUGAAGGUUUCGGUGGGUUGUUCAAUAUUGUCGCUGUCAUUAAGUCCCAGUACAAUUUGUUCAUGGAAUUGUGCGACAACAUGGCCCAGAUACAUAACCAGGUGACAAAGUUGAAGUGA
Meyerozyma guilliermondii ATCC 6260 is the source of this 1485-nucleotide messenger RNA. RefSeq names its product FG-nucleoporin (gene NUP49). Gene Ontology annotation, molecular function: structural constituent of nuclear pore. The record is from RefSeq and is a predicted model, not a curated record. NCBI's taxonomy places the organism in Eukaryota, Fungi, Ascomycota, Pichiomycetes, Serinales, Debaryomycetaceae. Gene Ontology annotation, biological process: nucleocytoplasmic transport. Gene Ontology annotation, cellular component: nuclear pore. The transcript has a single exon. The coding region runs from base 1 to 1485 and encodes 494 amino acids.